GGUGGGGGGGGGAACGGGGACGAUCCGAGCCGAAGAAAUGCACCGUGUGCUGCAACCUGCGCUGUGGCGCUGCCUCCUCCUGAUGCUGUGCGUGUCGGGCCGUGUCGGGACGGACCCCGAGACCCACUCGAGUUUCCUCCACGGGCGCCUGAGGACUCAGGAGAGGCGAGAGAUGCAGCGGGAGAUCCUGUCCAUCCUGGGGCUGCCCCACCGCCCUCGCCCCCACCUCCGCGGGACGCACAGCUCGGCCCCCAUGUUCAUGCUGGACCUGUACCACUCGCUCUCCCCGGAGGACGGGGUGGAGGGCUUCUCGUACGCCCACUCCCCGCUCGGGGACCCCGGAGCCCCCCCCCCACCCCGGGCCACCCCCCACGACACCGGCUUCCUCAACGAUGCUGACAUGGUCAUGAGUUUCGUCAACCUGAUGGAGGAUGAACAGAUGCCCACCCCUCACGGCGAGUUUCGCUUUGAUCUGUCGCGGAUCCCGGAGAGAGAGGCCGUCACCGCUGCAGAAUUCCGCAUCUACAAGGAUUACAUCAGGGAGCGUUCCCACAACCAGAGCUUCCAGCUCACACUGUGCCAGGUCCUGACCAGAGCCCCCGCCAGUGCCUCCACAGUGUUCUGUCUGGACUCUCGGCUAAUCUGGGCGGAGGAGGAGGGCUGGCUGGUGUUUGACAUCACUGCCACCAGCAACCAGUGGGUGCUGAACCCCAACAAGAACCUGGGGCUGAGGUUGUACGUGGAGACGCCCGAAGGCCGGAGUGUAGAUCCUUGGCGGGCAGGGCUGAGCAGGGGGCUGGGACCUCACAACAAACAACCCUUCACAGUCGCCUUUUUCAAAGCUUCUGAGACACAUCUUCGCAACCCCCGCUCCACAGGCAACGCCCGCGGCCAACCCCAGCCCCGUGGGAAAGCCGGCAAACAGCCAGACACACUCCGCACCAGCAACCUGGCAGAGCUGAGCAGUGCUGAGCAGCAGCAAGCCUGUAUGAAGCGGGAGCUGUAUGUGAGUUUCCGGGACCUGGGAUGGCAGGACUGGAUCAUCGCCCCCGAGGGCUACGCAGCCUAUUAUUGUGAGGGUGAGUGCUCGUUCCCGCUCAAUUCCUACAUGAACGCAACCAAUCACGCCAUCGUGCAGACUCUGGUUCACUUAAUAAACCCAGAAAAAGUGCCGAAACCGUGCUGUGCUCCCACACAGCUCAAUGCCAUCUCCGUCCUCUACUUUGACGACAGCUCAAACGUUAUCCUGAAGAAAUACCGCAACAUGGUGGUCAGAGCGUGUGGCUGUCACUAGUGCAAGAUUGAGCUCAUCCUCUCCCCUCUUUACCACCCACUCUAGUUAUAAAUCUAUCCUAAUGAUUGUCACACCGGCAUCUGCUGUUGAUUGCCUCGCACUCUCCUCCAGCCUCGUGUUCUCUCUGUAUCUCUAAAAUGUUGCUACCCCUGAUACAAUCGACAAGGUUUUUCACAGUCCCUGUUAGCAUCCAUAUUAGUUUGUUUGUCUCCCUUUGCUGCUCUCUCUGACUCUCUCUCUCUCUCUAUUUUCCUGGGGAAUAGAGCUUCCGGUGGGUCAGAAUCAGAUGGAGCUAUGAGCCUCCGUGACAUGCAGAGCCAGUGUCUGGCUCAGUCACUGAGGUUUGUGUCCUGCUCAUUGUCGCCUGAAUCAUACAGGGAGCAAUACACGUCCUCCCGCUUCAAACCUGUUUGUAAACUUGCUUAUGCCCCUGUCUGUCAACUUGCUCACCAACCCCUUCCCUGUAUUCCCUUCUCAGAUCUGUCCACAUUGUCUGACUCGCAUGUAAAACCUCAAUAGGACUUGGUACCACUCGCCUGGCAUCCCAACAUACCCUCUUCUCCUCUGUUGUGCUGUGUUGAUUCUUGCCUGCCCCCCCCCACCCUUUCAACACAACACCACAGAAUACACCACAUGAUAGAGGGGAUUGACUACCUCUGUGUAUGUGUGCGGGGUGGGAGGAGUACAUGCACGGAGCAGGAUAUGGGUGAAGUUUGCAGUCUGUGUGGGCAGUGCUGUGUGAACAAGUGUACAAUAUUAUUGUGUAAAUAGUUUUCUAUUGCAUUAUUUAUUUCCUUUGUGGUUCCAUCAUCCUCCCAGCCCCCCCCCCCCCCCCCCACCACCCACUUGUGUCAGGGUGAAAACAGUAAUAUUCUACAAGAGAAAAUUUCCAGCCUGAAAA
Messenger RNA from Callorhinchus milii (elephant shark), 2195 nucleotides. RefSeq names its product bone morphogenetic protein 7-like. Gene Ontology annotation, cellular component: extracellular region. Lineage: Eukaryota; Metazoa; Chordata; Chondrichthyes; Chimaeriformes; Callorhinchidae. The transcript has 7 exons. Bases 38 to 1294 code for a protein of 418 amino acids. Gene Ontology annotation, molecular function: growth factor activity; cytokine activity. The record is from RefSeq and is a predicted model, not a curated record. Gene Ontology annotation, biological process: SMAD protein signal transduction.